AUGGACGACUUCGCCGCCAUGGCUCAGGCCAUGGGAAUUGGAGGCCCAGGUGGGCUGCCAAUGCCUAAUCCCAUUGAGCCUGAAGAAGUCCGUGAGAAGGCCACCCCGAUGGCGGAAGAACUCUUCAAAGACUGGGAAACCCUUCAAAAGAUCGUGGAGAGACAUGAGGCGACAAUCCAAAGGCGCUGGAUGAAAAAGUCCAAGCCGAAACGCCGAGAGAUUCUCCUUGCUGUCUGGCCCGGGAUGUCCGAGCUGCAUAGACCUGACCUCGCAGCGUUCAGAAAGAAGAGGACCGGCGAGGCAGCCCGCGCUGCUUGCAUGUGGCCAAAUAUCAACUUGGAGGAUCUCAGCAAGACGGAGCCUCUUCUCCUGAUGAUCAACGCUCGCGGUCGGAAUCCGCCCGACGCGUUCGCCAUCGUCGACCUCGAUGAGACCAGAUUCGGGCAGGUCAGCAGGACAAUCGAUAUGCCUCGCUUUCUGAAUCUCUAUUCAAUGAUGUUUCUCGGACGGACCACCCCUCAAACCUACGGCGAGCUUGUUUCCUGGGACGACGAGCCUCGCGGCAGCGAGUGGAACAUCAAGCGGACCACAGUGCAUCCAGGAGAAGGUUUGUGGAUACUGGAAAUCCAGUCCAAGCUGUACCGAUUCCUUGUGGACGUCACGGAGAACAUACUGCAUGACAUUCCUGUCGAAGAGCUCACGGGCCCGGACGUGGCUAUUCAGCCUGAGCCGCCUCUGGUGACCGGUAACCCUGAGGAUUCCUAUUCCGCAUCCCUGGCAGUCACCGCGCUCGAAGGUCCUUACCGCUUACCCGCCAAACUCGACCUGUCUCGUCUCCAGAGCAUCGUCAAGUCGAAGCUUUCUGAAGCCGAAGAUCAUGUCUGGGCUCUCCGAGAAGACCCUGGGUAUUUCAGCUCGACUUUGAAAGAGUGGAAGCAGCAUCGCCAGGAAAUGCUGCUGGACACUGAAGGCAAACCUCACCCGAUACACGCUCGCAACCCAGAUGUGUUUUGGCAGCGACUCAUUGGCAACACCAUAGCCAGCGCCAUAUUCCCCGUGGAAAUUUGGGCCUCGCUGCAGGACAAGCUCUCUCGCGUCGCCGACCUGAGGGACAGGAAAUACCGCGGCAAGAAGUUUGAGAACGACGAAGAUCUGCCCAAAGACUACAUGAUGGCAUUGCUUCAACUCAAGCACCAUCUCCAGAUGUUUCGGCCGGGGCCGAUCUCGAGUCUGAAGAUGGGUUGGGUUGCGUCGCCACCAAUGCGUCCUUACUGGCGUCGCGUGCCGCCACCAAACGCGACCACGUCCAAAAUCGAAACAACUUCUCUGGGCAACUACAGCGACAAUGAGACGGUGACGGAGCUGAUGUGGAUCAUCAAGAGUCUCUUCGACGACCAGCAGCUGUUUUUGGCUGGUCUACCCACCUUGUUGGACGAGUUGGAUCGGGUGAUGAGGAAGGACACGGCUGCUUCCCAGAUGGUGAGUGGCUGGGUUGCCGGACAAAUAUCCGAUCUCUCUGUUUUGUCCGAAUGUGAAAGACAGCUCGACCUCUUUCAGCCAUGGGCGGCGACGUUCGAGACGGAGAUGGUUUCCUUCAAGGAAGAACUCGAGAGGGAUUUCCACGAAACGAUCAGGCGCCUGGUGCCCAUCAACGAUCUCACCGUCAGCUUAAACAUGGCUAGACUCGGUCGUCCUGAUGCGGACAAGUUCAAAUAUCCGGUGGAGAAGAAGAGAAACAGGGAUAACGUCGAGGCCAUGCGUAAUGCCGAAGAGAUCCUCGAUGUCGUAUGGUCAAACAUCACGAGAGACUUGGAAAAGAGGGAUGGCGUAUCUUCUCGUAUUCGCAAUCUCCUCCACCGCAACAUCGAACGCACCCCUGAAUGGGUCGAACCGGUCAAAGAAAAGGCACUGCCGGCGUCUACAGAUGCCAGUUUGGCCGCACCGUUCGGUGGACCGGCGAUGCAGGAUGCGCCAAAAGAAAAGCCAGCGACUCAGCCCAAGGCGAAGAAGAAGACGAAAGGGGCGGCCCAGACGGUUGCCGAGACACCCGCUCUCCAAAAUGGGGAAGAACCAAAGGCUGAGAAGAAGGCUCUUUUCAAGGUCAACAAGCGUGCCCUCAAAGUGUUCAACACGCUGUUUUUCAACCCAUCGACGUCGUCUUCUCCCGGCGAGAUCGCCUGGACUGAGUUCCUCCACGCUAUGCAGAGCAUCGGCUUCCAUAUGGAGAAGCUGUACGGAUCAGCUUGGAAGUUCACACCAACGAAGGUGGAUGUCGAGAGCAGUAUCCAGUUCCACGAGCCUCAUCCCAGCUCCAAGCUGCCGUUCGUGUGGGCAAGGAGGAUGGGCCGACGUCUGAAUAGGGAAUAUGGAUGGGACGGUGAUAUUUUUGCUCCCUUGUAA
Molecule: messenger RNA, 2400 nt
Organism: Colletotrichum karsti
Lineage: Eukaryota; Fungi; Ascomycota; Sordariomycetes; Glomerellales; Glomerellaceae
Exons: 1
Coding region: 1-2400 (799 amino acids)
Source: RefSeq, a predicted model, not a curated record